AUGGCGAAAUUGCCGCAGUAUAACGUCUUUGGGCGAGGUAGAAGUCUCAGAUGGUCAAUUACGAUUGCAUGUCAGUUCGUCCUGUUCGGCUACGAUCAAGGUGUCUUUUCUGGCAUUGUCGGCAAUGAGGACUUUAGAAACACAUUCGGCUACCCUGGAAGUGCGGAAGAAGGCAUAAUCGUCUCCAUCUAUAACUUGGGCGCAUUUUCGGGAUGUAUCGUCAACUUCUUCCUUGGCGAGAAGAUGGGCAGGCGAUUGUGCAUGUGGGUUGCUAUGGGCUUCAUUAUCGUCGGUGCAGUCCUCCAAACCACUUCCUACUCCGUUCCUCAAGUCCUGGUGGCACGCUACAUAACUGGCAUCGGCACUGGAAUUGAGACUUCUACUGUGCCUAUGUAUCAGUCGGAACUUUGCGACGCAGACAAGCGUGGCCGUCUUGUUUCCUCGGAACCACUUUUCGUCGGUGUGGGCAUUGUUAUCGCCUACUUUUUCGAUUACGGCAUGUCCUUUGUCGGAGGUCAAGCAGCCUGGCGGGUUCCAAUUGCUUGCCAGAUCAUCUUUGCCAUAGUGGUCAUCAUUUUGGUGUUUGGCCUACCCGAGAGUCCUAGAUGGCUGUAUGCAAGGAAUAGAAAUGAGGAAGCCCUCCAAGUCAUGUGCGAUGUUUGGGACAGUGGACCCGACGGAGAGAAAGUGCAAAAGAUGCAAAGCGACAUUCUCGGAGCGCUUGAACUGGAGCGAAAGCACGGCGAAUACAAAUGGCGGCAAAUCUUCAAGCGCGAUGAAGUUCAAACGGGACGACGAGUUCUUCUCGCAUAUGGCAUGCAAUUUAUGAAUCAGAUGGGAGGUAUCAAUCUGGUCGUCUACUAUGUUCCCUCUGCCCUCGAAAAUAACGUUGGCCUAACCCGGAACUUGUCCUUGCUCAUCGGAGGCGCGGUCCAAUGCAUGUUCUUCGUGGGAUCCCUCGUACCAACCUUCUUUCUCGACCAAAUGGGAAGACGACGACCAAUGAUGUGGGGAUCUCUCGGCCUUGCAUUAUCCAUGAUGAUGAUCUCAAUCCUGCUCAGUUUCCAAAAGCCGCCGGAGGAGCGAACGGAUCUGUCUGUUAAGACGGCUCAAGCCAGUGUCACAUUCUUCUUCACUUACAUGUUGACAUUUGGCGCCACAGCAAAUUGUAUUCCAUGGGUCUACGUACCCGAGAUACUUGAAAAGUAG
This is a messenger RNA of Cercospora beticola, 1209 nucleotides long. RefSeq lists its product as uncharacterized. Gene Ontology annotation, cellular component: membrane. Lineage: Eukaryota; Fungi; Ascomycota; Dothideomycetes; Mycosphaerellales; Mycosphaerellaceae. Gene Ontology annotation, biological process: carbohydrate transport; transmembrane transport. The record is from RefSeq and is a predicted model, not a curated record. Gene Ontology annotation, molecular function: carbohydrate:proton symporter activity.